Messenger RNA from Kwoniella shivajii, 2376 nucleotides. RefSeq lists its product as uncharacterized. Lineage: Eukaryota; Fungi; Basidiomycota; Tremellomycetes; Tremellales; Cryptococcaceae. The coding region runs from base 1 to 2376 and encodes 791 amino acids. The transcript is spliced from 5 exons. The record is from RefSeq and is a predicted model, not a curated record.
AUGAGUGCCGUUGUAGAUUCCAUUUCUGAGGUAGUCACUUCUUCUUCUCCUGCUCCCAUCUCAACCCAAAAUGUGGGAGAAGGUGAAGCUGACGUCAGCUCGAUCCAACCUAUCACUAUAGGCAGUGGCGACAAGACCAAUUUGAUUCCUUCUCCUUCGACUACCCUGGGCGAUACUUCUGGCUCAACAUCUGCUUUAACUCGAAUCAUCACUCCAUCGUACGAUCAGUCAACCUCAGGACACAAUCGAAGAGUAUCCAUCUCCACAGCUAUGCCUUUGGUUACUACUUUCACUCCCGAGCGAAACAAUCACUUAUACCACUAUGAGGAAGACGGGGAACCUCAACCAUCUGAUUCGGAACCCUCAGAUAUCGACCAUUCAGCUGAACCUCUUCUCAGCCCAUAUCAACCUGUCAAUGCCGAUAUCUCGAUCGAGAGUAAAGCUACUUCGGGCUCAGAUAUGAUCUCUACUCUCUCUACUGAACCACCUGAUCUUUCUUUUGGUCCUCAAUCUGUCCCAUUUCCCCUUCGAAGACGAGGUAUCCUCAUCGACGCACAUAGCACACCUAGUCGACCCUCCUCUCAGUCAUUCACCCCUAAAUUCAGAACUGCCGCUACUCCACCUGUUGUUAUACGACCUGCCUCAACGGUCACCGAAAAACCUGCUCCUUCUGUAUCACCGAUUCAAGCUGUCACUCAUACUCCAUUAGUAGUCGCUAGCUUUGACAAUGUCGACAUCGAACGCUUCUCCUCUUGGAGGCGAGAACAAAUCAAACUUGCUCGAACAGCCAAAUUGAUGGCUGGUACCACCCCAAGACCCAUUCCAACUUUACAUGGACCCUUGUCCCUUCCAUACGCUAGAAACCCAAGCGGAGUCGAUGCCACCGUCCCUGACGAGUCAGCUUACCUUUCUCACGUCUUCGGACUUCGAGCUGCUCCAGGUACCACAAUGACGGACAACAUGGUCACAGCCACCCGCGUUGUCUCUUCCGGCACUCACAGCAGUGGCACUACUGGCAGCCGUUCAGUCUCUGGAUCCAGUGGUACCGGUAACGCCAGUCAGAAUCGAAGUAUUCUUACUGAUGGAAGCAGUUAUUCUUCUACUGGAGGCACUCACUACUCUAGACCUUACGUCAUGAGAGAUCCGAAUCAGAAUAUCGGCAUUAAGAUCAAAGGUAUACCUCCCAGAGAAAGUCCGUCGUUAGCUAUCACUAAGGAAAACAAACCAGGAAACAUCGAAAUCAACCAAAAAAACAAAUUCAGUAGCGAUUCCAACAAUGUCAACUCAGACGAAAAUAAAGAAAAUGUUGAUCCAUCUCCUGGCAUCCGCCCACGAAGAGCCUCCGAGACAUCUCUUCUCGAACCUAAUCUUGGUGACACAGUCCUUGGUCCUUCUAAGUCAUUCGUGAAUCUCCGAGACAUGGCCGGUCUGUCUCCUAUACCUGGUUCCCCCGCUGAUAAUGCAGCGGCUGAUCCUUUCGGCAUUCUCUAUAAUCAAGCUCUCACAUCAGCUACAGGUGGUUUCCUUCCUGACCAGCUAGAGAUCAGUUCUGGUGCUGCCCACCCAGUUCGUAAUCUUCCCACCAAUAUAACAUUCCUUUACAACCCAACGACCAUGGCAUACGAAGCCUCUACCAUACAGCCUCGCAAAAGCUCGUACGAUGACCUGCACGUCAACACACCUAUAGGUGUCGUGACUCCGCAGAUCCUAAAAGAAGUUCAUGGCACCUCUAAUCAUCCUAGUAAGGCCGAUUCGAGCGAGAAUUGGAGAAAAAAAGGCGAUUGUGCUUCUUCUCCCGUCAAGUCAAGGACGGAAAGUGAUCUCGGCACUUCAGCUCCGCCGCAUCAAACCAAUUACACGUCAUCUAACAUCGAUGUUCGAGACACUUUCAUGACUAUUGACAGCUUAUUUGAAAAAUUCACUCAUACGUCUGAUCAGGUGGAGACAGCUGGAGACAAACCCCCUUCAACAGUGCCGUUUAAUCCACCGUCUAUGAUAGCCGAGUCAGUAAAAUUGACGAACUCAAAGCCUUCUAAGAGCAUCCCAGUAUCUCCUCGUAAGACAUCGGUCAACGUCCUUGGUGAGACCACCAGGAAGCUCAACGUCAAUGCUGCGCCUUACUCGCCUUCCAAGUCAGACAGAGGUAGUACCUCCAAUAAACACCGGCCGUCGUCACCUGUCGGUAGCAAAACUGCCGCUACACCAGCUCCCAUCAAGAUGAAGACUUCUUCGGCGAAAGGUACCCCUGGAGCGGGUAAGCUGCUGAAAAGGGCCUCAUUGACCUCUGAAGGAGAAGAGGAGAAUUCUUUCGCUUCUCCAUCGGUCCCAGUGGCGAUCAGUAAAGCUAAAAGCAGAGGGAGAAGUGGAAAGAGGUGA